Molecule: messenger RNA, 1041 nt
Organism: Olea europaea var. sylvestris
Lineage: Eukaryota; Viridiplantae; Streptophyta; Magnoliopsida; Lamiales; Oleaceae
Exons: 4
Coding region: 1-1041 (346 amino acids)
Source: RefSeq, a predicted model, not a curated record
AUGAAUCAUUCAAGACAAGGACAAAGCAUUCAAUCGUGUCUCUUUAAGCAAUCACAUCAAGCUCGAACAAAGUUUCGAAUUCGUUUGAAUGUAUCAAUUGAUUGUGUUCGAUUUCUUCUACAACAAGAGAUCGCAUUUUGUGGACAUGAUGGAUUUGAAUAUUUAAACAAUCGAGGUAACUUUCUUGAACUAUUACAUUGGUUGUGUGAUCAUAAUGCUGAGAUUGCACUUGAAAAAUCACAAAUUGACAUCACCACGAGUUCAGAAAGAUAUUUGAAGAAGCAAAUGUCAGUUGUCAUUCGUUAUAUGAAGAAUGGGCAUGUAUUGGAACAUUUUAUUGGUGUUACGUAUGUUUUGAGUACCACAACUGUUGCACUUAAGACUGCAAUUGAUCAAUUAUUCUCCACGCAUAGCUUAACAUUUGUAGCUGUGGCACAAAAGCAUCUAAAAAUUGAAGCUUUCUUCACUUCAGUACACAGAUUGGUGAAUAUUGUUGGAAGAUCGGCUAAGCAAAUUGAUCUUAUUCGAGAGAAACAAAGACUCAAAAUUCAUGAAGCACUUAGUGUUGGUGAAAUAUCAAGUGGACGAGGUCUCAACCAAGAAACUACUCUUAAGCAUUUUGGUGAUAUUUGUUGGGGCUCUUAUUACAGUUGUUUGAUUAACAUGAUUCUCAUGUUUUCAGCCACCGUUGAUGUUGUUGAGGCGAUUGCUACUGAUAUACAAGUUCUGGAGCAAGAGAACAAAGUGAUUCGACUAUGUGGGUAUUAUCCAACAAAUUUUAACACAACAAAUAUCUCAGAACUUGAUGACCAAUUAGAUACAUAUAUUUUUGACAAGCGCACUGAUGUUGAAGGAUUACAAGGCCUUAGUGAUCUAACACAAAAAUUGGUUGCGAAAAAUAAGCAUGAAGUGUAUCCAUUAGUUUUCAAACUUGUGACAUUAGCCUUAGUUCUUCCCAUGGCUACUGCUACAGUCGAGAUAGCAUUUUCUGCGAUGACUUACGUCAAAAAUCGUUUGCGCAAUCAAAUUAGAAAUCAAUAG